GUCUGCUGCGCGCCAUACUCUCUCUCUCUCUCUCUCUCCGUCUUUCUCUCGCUCUCGCUUCCACUCCACUGCCCGAGUUUGCCGAUUCGGCCGUGAGGUGUCGCGGGCGUUGCCACUGCUGCAGUACAGUGCUCUCUCUCCCCACAGUGAGUGUGCCGAGCGCGUCUGACGACUGCCUACCAGAGGCAGUUUCUGCCGAGCGUCCGACUCGUCGACACGCACGAUACAGCCGCGCGCAGCGUACCAUCACACGUUCAGCCAGUGCGACAUGCCGCCGCGUCGAAUCGUCGAAGCCGCGUGUGUCGUUGCCGAGUAAUACGAGCCGCGAGGGAGCAGGCCAGCUGAAGAGCAGCGGGUAAACAGUGCGUGCUUUCCCCUAUUCCGCUCCGAAGCCGAGCGUCGACGAAAGAGUGCGCGACGAAGAACAGUUGUUAUACUUGCCGUCUGUCCGACACGACACGACGAGCAAAGCAGUGCAAAGAGAGUGACAUGCCGCUGCCUCGAGCCGGCGCAAGGAGCUAGUAGUAGAGUGGUCCUGGAUGAGGCAUCUCGGCGAUCGCUGCGUCGACGACUGAGCGCUAGACGACUUGACCACGAGCGACAACAGCAGCAGCAGCCAGCGAGACGAUGGACAAGCGGCAGCAGCACUUGCUGAUCUUGAGCUUGGUGCUCGCGAUAGCAGCUUGCGCGGUGGAGGCCUCGGGGGUGUUCGAGCUGCGGCUCAAGUCGUUCGCCAACGAGAACGGCAAGGACAGCCUGGGCAAGUGCUGCUCGGGCCAGGCGAGCACGGCGCAGGGCCGGUGCACCGGCGUCUGCAGGACGCGCUUCCGCGUGUGCCUCAAGCAGUACCAGGUCAACAUCGACACCACCACGCCGUGCACCUACGGCGACGUGGUGACGCCGGUGCUCGGCGAGAACUCGCUGACCAGCGCCAGCAAUCUGACCAGCCCCAUCCGCUUCCCCUUCGACUUUACCUGGCCGGGCACGUUCUCUCUGAUCGUCGAGGCCUUCCACGACAGCAGUGACGGCAGCGGCAACUCCACCGGUAGCCCGAGCGAGCGGGUGAUCAUCACGAGGCUGGCCACGCAGCGCUGGCUGGACGUCGGCCCGGAAUGGAUCGAGGACGUGCACAGCUCGCACCACUCGGCGAUGGUAUACCAGUACCGCGUGACCUGCGCGGCCCACUACUACGGCAAGGGCUGCGAGAACCUCUGUCGGCCGCGCGACGACAACUUCGGCCACUACAGGUGCUCGCCCACCGGCGAGCGCGUCUGCCUGUCCGGCUGGAAAGGCGAUUAUUGCGCUAGUCCCCACUGCCUGGCCGGAUGCGACGAGCAACACGGACACUGCAGCCGACCCAACGAGUGCACCUGUCACAACGGCUGGACCGGCGAGUUCUGCGACCAGUGCGAGCGCUACCCCGGCUGCCUGCACGGCAGCUGCCAGAAGCCCUGGGAGUGCCUGUGCGACGAGGGCUGGGGCGGGCUGUUCUGCAACCAGGACCUGAACUUCUGCACCAACCACAAGCCCUGCCGCAACGGCGGCACCUGCUUCAACACCGGCGAGGGCUCGUACACGUGCUCGUGCGCGCCCGGCUUCACCGGCACCGACUGCGAGACGCCGCUGCUCGACUGCCAGAGCCAGCCCUGCCUGAACCAGGCCACGUGCGUGAGCGCGAGCGGCAACGCCAGCAGCCCGGAGGCCGCCGAGGGGCCGGCGAUCGCGCGCCGCUACCGCUGCGCCUGCCCGGCCGGCUGGCGCGGGCGCCACUGCGAGGUGAGCUCGCGCUCGUGCCGCGACGGGCCCUGCGCCCGCGGCGCCACGUGCGAGGACAGCAGCGAGCGCGGCUUCACCUGCCACUGCCCGGCGGGCUUCGCCGGCGCCGACUGCGCGCAGCAGAUCGACGAGUGCGCCUCCAACCCGUGCGCCAACGGCGGCAGCUGCGCCGACCUCACGGCCGGGUUCCGCUGCAGCUGCCCGCCGGGCUUCGCCGGCGAGCAGUGCCAGGUGAACGUGGACGACUGCCAGGGCGCGCCCUGCCUGAACGGCGGCUCCUGCGUGGACCUGGUGAACAAGUUCCGCUGCCAGUGCGCGGCCGGCUUCACCGGCAAGCACUGCGCCGAGCGCGUGGACCUCUGCCAGUACAAGGUGUGCGCCAACGGCGGCAACUGCACCUCCACGGCCAGCGAGUGGAAGUGCACCUGCCGGCCGGGCUUCGCCGGGCGCGACUGCAGCCUCAUCUUCGACGAGUGCAAGAACUCGCCGUGCCUGCACGGCGGCAGCUGCCGCAGCCAGCGCGGCAACGGCUUCGUCUGCGACUGCCCGGACGGCUGGCGCGGCGAGACCUGCGCCGAGCCCGCGCGGCCCGGCGCCGCCGGCUUCUGGGCGGCCGACCGGCCGCGCGGCCACGUGGCCGCCGCGCCCGAGGCCCGCCACGCGGCCCUCACCACCGAGCACGUCGUCGUCAUCGCGACCAUCUCCACGGCCGUGCCGGCCUUCGUGCUCGUGGCCGCGCUCGCGGUCAUGUGCAUGAAGCGCCGCCAGAAGCGCGAGCAGGCCAAGGCCGACGAGGAGGCGCGCCUGCAGAACGAGCGCAACGCCGUGCACAGCAGCAUGAGCAAGCGGGCGGGCGCGCUGCUGUCGCCGCCCUGCGAGCCCGGCGCGGCCGCCUGCGGCGACAGCCACAUGAUCAAGAACACCUGGACGGCCGCGGCGGCCAGCAAGAGCAUCAACAACGCCGACAGCGCCUACGACGAGGGCUACAAGCCCGAGCCCGCGGCCGAGGCGCGCCCGCGCGCCACCAAGCAGCUCAACACCGAGGCGGCGGCGCACCGCGCCUCGCAGCACCUCUACCACAAGGAGAAGGACUCGUGCGCCUCGGUCUGCCAGCUGCUCGAGCCCAAGCGCGCCUCCAGCCUGUUCGCGCCCGAGGCCGGCUGCUGCUCGGCCGCCGGCUGCGCCGACCUCAAGAGGCCCGGCGCCGCCGGCCUGGCGGAGGCGCCGCCCGACGACCUCGACUCGGGCUGCUCGCCCGUCUACGUCAUCGACGAGCACUACAGGCACGACCUGUCGCGCGACACCCUGGCCACCGAGGUCUAGCGGCCACUCCGAAGUCACUCUCUUCAAACGGAUGCUGUGUGCGGGCGCACCGCCCGCUUUACUUAGCUCUUAGUCUUCACUCGAAUACGAAAGAAAUGCUGCGCAUAGGUACAUAUAUAUAUUAUAUAUAUAUAUAUACACACACAGUGAUGUAUAUCAAUCGUGACGUGACGCGCGAUGCGCACACACAACUCCUGUACAGAACUAAUUUAUUAUCAUUGUUGAUUAUUGAUGUAGCUCGUAAUUCGGUAACGCGUGCGUAUUCUCGUAAGUUGGUGUCUGUGUGUGCGCGAAAGCAAGAGAAUCUGACUGUUUGCUUGGCCGCGAGCGAAGCUUAUAUAUAAAUACUGCCUGCGACUGUGUGUGUGCGCGUGUAUGUGUGUGUGUCCUGUCUUUACAAAUGUACGUGUGUGACCGAUGUUUUUGUAAUUGCCAUCUGCAUCCGUGUAAUCGAGCUCGGAUGACAAUUAUAGAAAAUGUCGAGGGCAAGUGCGACAAUCGGCUCUUAUAGAGCUUUUCUCCUUUUUUUUCCUUUUUUUUUCUCUCCCUUCUUCUUCGUUUUUCGUUCGAGGAUCCGUGCGCGAGCGCGCGAAAAGCUUUUUUUCCAGCCUCGCGCCCGAGUUCAUUGACAGUCUGUCGCGCGCGGACACACUAAAAAUAAGCUCGGGCGUCAAGGCGCUUCAAGGUCCGACGUUGCGAAUAAUAUUGGGGACGAGAGCUUUUUCGCCGGUAACAAUCCGGAAUCGCCAUAAGCUUUCACUCUACGACGAUCUCCAUUACGAUGAUUAACUUUUUUUCUCGUUUUUUCUCUUUUUUUGCGUUUUUUCUUCUAUCUUCGAUGUAGGCGGUUCUUGAUCGAUGCCACGGAUCCGAGAAGUCACGCCGAGCGGGCAAAGGACUAGCAAGUCCAAAUGGCUUGUUUAAGACGUUUCUUUUUUUCACAAAUUUUCGUUUUUUUCCUCUUUGUUUGUUCGUUUUCUUUCUUUUUUUUUUAUUCUUGUAAAAUUGUGCUAUCGAGAUUUAUUUUGAUGACUUGCUAGUCGGUGAUGCCGCGAGGUGUGUCGAAGCACUGACGACUGCUGUUUUGUUACACACAAAUCGUGCGAUGAGUGACGUAUUUAUUUAUAACGAUAAUGAUAAAUAUUUGUUGGUGAUAUGACGAUCAUGAAGAUAUUAGAUGAUAUGAAAUAUCGGACAACGAUGCGACGACGAGAUUCAUUGAUGUUCCUCUUAAAGUUAUAUUACUCAGAAGUCAGACUUGGGGCUUUCCGCAUCUGUAAAGCUUUUUCUCAAAGGCGACGCCUAUGCGCGCAUGUCCCGUAAUAACGGCCAAGUUCGUUGAAGCAGCGAAUUAAGGAUACAAGAUUUCUACGAUACAUUUGGUUUUUGUACUUAUAUACAACAUAUACAUAGGUAAAAUAUCGUCCUAAACGAAACAAAAGGAAUCUUUAUUCACUGCCACGCGUAUGCGCAACUUUGGUGAGAAAAUAUCUCGACGAGCGUGAGCACUCCGAUCGCUGUCUGCUCUUUCGCGCGAGCGCACCUUUUUUUUCGCUUUUUUCUCCGCCGCUGCUCACUUGGAACAAAGAGCGAUUGGCCGUAUUUUCUCAGCAAAGUUUCGAUGUUCGAUUUAGUCGUUUUUUU
Molecule: messenger RNA, 4743 nt
Organism: Phymastichus coffea
Lineage: Eukaryota; Metazoa; Arthropoda; Insecta; Hymenoptera; Eulophidae
Gene: Delta
Product: neurogenic locus protein delta
Exons: 6
Coding region: 628-3099 (823 amino acids)
Biological process (GO): heterophilic cell-cell adhesion; cell communication; multicellular organism development
Cellular component (GO): plasma membrane; protein-containing complex
Molecular function (GO): calcium ion binding
Source: RefSeq, a predicted model, not a curated record